AUGAAGCCGAAGGCGCGGCUCCUGGGCCGCAGCGGCAGCAAGAAGCGGCUAGUCGUGCCACCGUCGCCGGCGCCGGUGGUUGCGGCGGAGGGCGGGAUGGACGAGGGGAAGGCGGAAGAGAGGCGGAAGGAGGCGGAGCGGGAGGAGGGGAGGGAGCGCGAGCGCGGGUUGCUGGGCGUGCGGCGGAACAAGGGCGCUGGCGCGCGGUCGUGGCUGCGGAUCGACCAAUCAGGGCAGACGCAGGUGAUAGAGGCGGACAAGUACGCCAUCAUGCGCCGCUGCUCCAUCCCAGCGCGCGACCUCCGCAUUCUUGACCCGCUGCUCUCCUACCCCUCCACGCUGCUGGGCCGCGAGCAAGCAAUCGUGGUCAAUCUGGAGCACAUCAAGUGCAUAAUAAUGGCAGAGGAGGUGCUGCUGCUCAACUGGCGGAACUUCCAGGUGGCGAGGGUGGUGGAGGAGCUCAAGGCGCGCUUGCCCCUCCAUCUCAAUGCCGCAGGGCAGCAG
Closterium sp. Naga37s-1 is the source of this 504-nucleotide messenger RNA. Lineage: Eukaryota; Viridiplantae; Streptophyta; Zygnematophyceae; Desmidiales; Closteriaceae. The record is from the annotation of a GenBank genome assembly.